UCUAGGCAGCUGCAACCUCUGAUUAUCAGUGACUAUAGAAGGUUGCAGGAUUUUCAGACCCCUAGAAAAGAGCUGUUAUUCUGGGCAAGUACUCUGAGAUUGAUUUGAGAGAGAGAGAGAGAGAGAUUGAUAGAGGUUGGCUUGUGUUGAUAGGAUACCAAAGAGAAGGGGAAGAAAGAGAGAGGAAAAGGAGCAGAGAUGAAAGGGUGAGUUGUCAAACGAGAGGGAAACGUGCCCCUGUUUUUAACUAAUUGAAAAGAAAGCAAGUGAUUGACAAGAAACCAAAUCACUUGCUUGCGAAGCAAGAACUAUCCACCAACGCAAAGAUAGUAAGGACUAAGGAGAAACCCAAGAAAGAGUAGCUUCUAGCUUCCCUUUUUCAGGGAACUGAUUUUUUUGGCUGGCUAUUCUCACCUUCUUAAAUCCGAGCAACAACAUUCAUGGCCUCCUAGUCCUAAAGUGGAGUGAUCAGGAAAAAUCUCUCUCUCUCUCUCUCUCUCAUAAUAGUCACCAUAAUCACUUGAGCUCUGAAGAAUGAAGGGAAGAUUUUGUUGUUUUAUUAUUAUAGCUCUGCAGAUUGUGCGUUGGACUUCGGCGACAAGUAGGUCUCUUCCACUGAAUGCUAGUGUUGGUGCUCAUAAUCAAGGGCCAGACCAGAGCUCAGAGUCUUUAACCGUUACCUUGGCCACAGGAAAGGGUUUCAAAAGCGCGAAUGCAAAGAUGAAUGAAGAAGCAAAGUACAAAGGGGUAAACAACAUAGGGUCGAGGCCACCAAGCUGUGAGCACAAGUGUUAUGGGUGCGUUCCAUGUGAAGCCAUUCAAGUACCCACCACAAGCAGACACAGGAAUGUGGGCAUCCAGUAUGCAAACUAUGAGCCAGAAGGUUGGAAAUGCAAAUGCGGUCCUUCCUUCUACAGCCCAUGAAGGCCGGAAUGAAGAAUACCAUUAGACAUUCCAACAUAUAUCUCUGCUCUCACUCUCAAGAGUCAUUUCUCUCUAUGAACUUAACAUUGUUAACAUUUACUGUCAUUGUACAAAAGCUUUUCUUUAAUUAGCUCGAAAGAAUCUCCGUUUGGGAGGCAUGGGCCGGAAUUUGAGUUUUUUGGUAAAGAAAAUGUGUUUUGCUGAAGUACCGAUCGAGGAAUGAGAAUUUUCUAGUGUUACGUUGAUGGUAAAGGUCUACGGUUGGUGUGUUCUUGCGACUAUAAUUUCUAGUGUCAUGCCAUGUUUC
This is a messenger RNA of Juglans regia (Persian walnut), 1231 nucleotides long. Its product is annotated as EPIDERMAL PATTERNING FACTOR-like protein 3. The transcript is spliced from 3 exons. Lineage: Eukaryota; Viridiplantae; Streptophyta; Magnoliopsida; Fagales; Juglandaceae. The coding region runs from base 535 to 924 and encodes 129 amino acids. The record is from RefSeq and is a predicted model, not a curated record. Gene Ontology annotation, biological process: guard cell differentiation; stomatal complex development.